This is a messenger RNA of Eutrema salsugineum, 5848 nucleotides long. RefSeq lists its product as uncharacterized. The record is from RefSeq and is a predicted model, not a curated record. The transcript has 11 exons. NCBI's taxonomy places the organism in Eukaryota, Viridiplantae, Streptophyta, Magnoliopsida, Brassicales, Brassicaceae. Bases 61 to 5547 code for a protein of 1828 amino acids. Gene Ontology annotation, molecular function: metalloendopeptidase activity. Gene Ontology annotation, biological process: CAAX-box protein processing. Gene Ontology annotation, cellular component: membrane.
CUUUCUGGUUAACAUUUCUUUAAAAUCGAUUAGAAACUCCGUCUCUCUGUGUACUACGAUAUGUACUCGCCGUCUUCUUCCUCCAGUUUUCAUCAAUUUACACCGGCGAGACAACCGCUCACUACCAUACCCACGGCUUCUCCAUUCAUGCUCCGCCGGAGCUCUUACGGCUUCGGUGUGUUUCACAGGAAGCGAGCUCGUUUCAAGCGACAGAGUCGGAGCUUGGUUCUAGUGAAUUCCUCAAUUUUUCCUCCGCCGUUCGAUGGCAGCGUCCCUCUCGAUUUCCUAGCUCCCUCUGUCGCCGGCUUCGCUUCCGGAUUGGCGGUUUUUCUGUCGUCAAGGCUAUUUGGAAAGUCUUUGAAGGCUAGUGAUAGAAAAAGAACGAGCGUUGAGGAAGUUGUUGGGGAAUGGAUUCUUUUCACGAGCCCCACGCCGUUCAACAGAUUUGUUCUCCUCCGGUGCUCUUUGCUCUCGUUUGACGGAGAUGGCAACCUUCUAGAGAGCCUGAGCGAUAGGCUCGUGAAGGAAGAGAGGCAUUUCGUUUCCCCGAACAGAGGGAAGAUUGUAUCGGCCGAAAGAGCUGACGAGGAGGAGAAGCCAUUGGAGUAUCAGAGGGUCUGCAUCAAUACAGAUGACGGCGGAAUUGUUUCGCUUGAUUGGCCGGCGGAUUUGGAUCUGAGGGAGGAGCGUGGGCUGGACACGACUGUGGUUCUGAUCCCGGGAACGCCGGAAGGGAGCAUGGACGAAGGCGUCCGCUCAUUUGUAAGCGAGGCUCUAAGGCGGGGCGUGUUUCCUGUGGUGAUGAACCCUAGAGGAUGUGCUGGUUCGCCUCUCACUACACCUCGGUUAUUCACAGCUGGUGAUAGUGAUGAUAUAUCCACAGCUAUGCGGUUCUUAACCAAGGCUAGGCCAUGGACGACACUUAUGGGCGUUGGCCAGGGAUAUGGUGCAAAUAUGCUGACAAAGUACCUGGCAGAAGCCGGGGAAAGAACACCUCUUACAGCUGCUGUAUGCAUAGAUACUCCCUUUGACCUUGAAGAGAUCACACGAACAUCUCCUUAUUGUAUUAGUUUGGAUCGACAGCUUACAGGCGGAUUAGUGGAGAUACUUCAGGCAAACAAGGAGCUUUUCCAAGGCAGAGGAAAUGCCUUUGAUGUUGGAAAAGCUUUGUCUUCAAAAUCGGUCCGCGACUUUGACAAAGCCUUAUCCAUGGUGACAAAUGGUUUCGAGAAUGUUGAAGAUUUCUAUUCCAGUUGUGCCACCAGAGAUGUGAUUGGGGAAGUAAAAGUUCCUGUCCUCUUUAUACAGAAUGACGAUGUAGUGCCGCUUUAUUCAACACCGCGUAGUUCAAUAGCUGAAAACCCAUUUACAAGUCUGCUUCUGUGCUCUUCUUCAUCAAGUCUAAUCGAUGGAUUUACAGUGGCCGUGUCUUGGUGCCAGGACCUUGCGAUUGAGUGGUUGAAUGCUGUAGAGCUUGGGCUUCUGAAAGGUCGUCAUCCACUUUUAAAAGACGUGGAUGUUACUGUUAACCCUUCAAAAGGAUUAGUUAUUUCGGAAGCCAAGGCACCUGAAAAAGGUAUCACUGCCAAGAAGCUCCUGCAGGUAGCUCGGGGAAAGAUGGUGAAUGGUUACCAUGUAGAUCCUUCCAAGGAAACACUUGAAGACAGUGACAUCAGCCCAAAUUCUAGUUUGCCGUCUGUAACAGAGUUAAGAAAGAAUGUCAAAAUCGAUACUGGAUCUGAUGAACCAGAAAACGGUGGAGUUUUAACUAGCGGUCCUGUUGAAGUUGAAUUAGUCGAAGAUAAUAAGUCCGAUGUAGAAGAGAGUGAAAGAGGCCAGGUGUUGCAGACUGCUGAAGUGGUUGUGAAUAUGCUUGAUGUAACCAUGCCUGGUACCCUGAAAGCUGAAGAGAAGAAAAAGGUCAUGGAUGCUGUUGGUCGAGGAGAGACAGUUGUUACAGCUUUGCAAGAUGCUGUGCCAGAAGACGUUCGUGAGAAGCUAACAACAGCUGUAACUGAGAUCAUGCAGUCACCUGGCAGUAAGUUAAAUUUUGAAAAGCUUAACCUUCCUAGUUUAGCAACAGGAAUGAAAAAAGCGGAGGAAGCAAGGAAAGAACCAUCAAGUCCCACAGGUCAAAAGGAUUCUCAUUCUCAUGAUCCGAUAAAUAAGAGCGAUGGUUUGGUGAGUGGUUCAGAUAACACUAUUGGUGGUUCGGACAUUUCUGCUGGUGGAAUAGAAAUAGAACAUUCCUCUUCCGAAGCUUCCCAGAAAGACGGUAAUAAUGGAAAGUCCCAACCUGUCGAGAGUGAUCAAGAUGAGAGUUCUGUCCUGACUAAGAAGGGUAGUGAUGAGCCAGGGUUUAGCCUUGGAGAUAACGAGUCAUCUGCCAAUGAAAAGACCAGUGCAGCUGAUGAUCCUGAGAAGGCUUCUGAAGCAACGGCUGAUAAUACCAACCAGGGGCAGCCUAUUGGCACAGAGGAUGGAACAAGAGAUGAUGACAAAGUGGACCAAGGAUCUGUAACUGGCAAGCGUCAAAGACAGGAAGAAACUAACGAAAAGGAUGAGAAAGCAGCACCAGUGGCCAAUGAAAAUUCCAGUGCUGCUGAUGGUUUUGAGAAGGCUUCAGACACAAAAGCUGAUAGUACCAACCCAGGGCAGCCAAUCGGUGCAGACGAUGUAACUGGUGAUGAAGAUAAAGUGGAUCAAGGUGCUGUAUUAGCUCAGCAACAAAGAAAGGAGGAAACCAAUAGAAAUGACGAGAACGCAAAACAGUCUGCCUCCGACCAAAACAAGGUGGCAUCUACUGGCAACGAUGGAGAUGCUGGAGAAUCUUCUGCUUCACAGUCUGUAGAGAAAGAAGACAUUGAUGAUCAGAACAAAGAAACCAAAAUUAUGCAACCUGUAUCUGACCAAACUAAGCCAGCAAUUGAGGAACCAAAUCAGGCCAAGUUUAAUGUCUCCCAUGCAUUUGAAGCACUGACGGGGAUGGAUGAUUCAACUCAGGUCGCUGUCAAUAGUGUGUUCGGUGUGCUCGAAAAUAUGAUUACUCAGCUGGAUGAAGAAAAGAAAGAAGGAAAUGAGGUAAGUAUUGGGAAGAAUGUCACGGAUGAGAAGAAUGUCACAGAUGUGAAGAAUGUCACUGAUGAUGUCACUGAUGAGAAGAAUGUCACUGAUGGGAAGAUUGUCAUGGAUGAGAAGAAUGUCAUGGAUAAGAAUAUAAUAUCUCCUUCUGAAGAGCAAACUCCCUACAAGAACGAAACGGAAUGCCAAAUGUUAUCUGAAAAAUCUCAUGAUCCUGCAUGCAGUGUGCAUGAAACUGGAAAAGGUUCUGACAGUGAUAAGACAACUUGGGUGAUGAAUGAAAAGCAUUUGGGCGGAGAUGAAUCUGUGAUUAGUAAGCAUCUACCAAAGACUUUGCCUGCAAGAAAUACAGGUUCUCUCGAGAAUUCUUCUAAUGAUGGUUACCUUGGGGAGGAAUUUUCAGAUGAGCAGCUUGCAAAACAAUUAGACUUAGAUACAACCACUGCUCUCAUGCUCGAUUAUUAUCCAGAGGAAGGUAAAUGGAAGCUCCUUGAUCAGCAACCAGAAUACUUGAGUAACGUUGCUGAAAAUGAGGCAGUCAGCAGAGAUACGCAAGGAAAUGUUCAGGUUCAUUCACCUACUGUACGUAAUGAAGAGAACAUUAUUGAGCCUUCAUAUGUGAUAUUGGACCGUGAACAAGAGGUGGAGCUCUCUGAAAAGCAUGAUGCAGUGGACGAUCAAAAUGACGGCCUUCACGAAGUAGAUGAAGGAUGUGAUGAAUUAGAGCACCUCAUAAACGUUAUUGUUUCAGACUCUUUGAAUGUAGAAGUUCAACGCAGGAUGAAUUCAGCUGGCAUGAGACAAUUUGAGUCUCAACUCAAUCGAGAUAUAAAAAGGGUGGCAAAUAAACUUGCUUUUGCUGUUGUAUAUGCAGAGCCUACUUGGACUUUCAAAAGGAAUAGCAAAAAUUCCAACAUUCCUGCUGGAAAAGUAGGUAAACUUCGUGGGGACGCGAUCAUUAGGGCAAUUUCAUCUGCUGUUCAAGAGGCUCAUUUUCUCAGGCAAGUAUUGCCUGUUGGUGUUGUUGUUGGCUCUGUUUUAGCUGCUCUGAGAAAAUAUUUUGAUGUAUCUACAACAACCGACAACGCCAAGAGAGAUGUUGUCAUGGGUAGAGAACCAAAAUAUGGGAACAAUGGUGCAACACAGAAUGUUUUGCCAACCAAAACGAGCCAGAAGAGCAAACAGAAGAACUCGAGCAUUGGAGAAAUGGUGGAAUCUGGCCUACAAAAUAUCAGAAAUGAGCCUGCUAUGGUUGGUGCUGUGACAGCUGCUCUGGGUGCAUCUGCUAUGCUAGUUCAGCAUGAGGAUCCACAAAGCGGUGGCAUCAUGUCAAAACCAUUGGAGAAAGAAAGUAAACAGAAAGAUCAGAGCAGUAUGGUGGCAAGUUUUGCUGAGAAAGCCAUGUCCAUAGCUGGCCCUGCGGUUCCAACAAAGGAAAGUGGUGAAGUGGAUCAAGAAAGGAUUGUGACAAUGCUGGCAGAUUUGGGUCAGAGGGGUGGCAUAUUGAGGCUAGUUGGGAAACUUGCUCUGCUUUGGGGUGGUCUUCGUGGUGCUAUGAGUCUAACUGAUAAACUAAUCCAAUUUCUGCAUAUUGAUGAGUGGCCCUUACUGAAGAGGGUUGUGGGCUUUGUUGGAAUGGUGCUCGUUUUAUGGUCACCUGUUGUGAUUCCAUUGCUUCCAACACUUCUCCAGAGCUGGUCCACAAGUACGCCAUCCAGAGUGGCGGAACUAGCUAGUGUAGUUGGUCUCUAUAUUGCUGUUUUUAUUCUUGUUAUGUUGUGGGGAAAGAGAGUACGGAAGUAUGAAAACCCAUUCAGGCAAUAUGGGCUUGAUUUCAAGGCAUCACCCAAACAACAGAUUCUAGAGUUUUUGAAGGCCUUGGCAGGGGGCAUCAUAGUCGUUCUAUUAAUACAGUCCAUAAAUACAAUAUUAGGAGCUGCGAUUUUAUCUCGGCCACCAUAUUUUCCACAUCCUUUCGAUGCCAUGAAGUGUCUUAAGGGAUGCGUGCAACUGCUUCUAGUGAUAGUUAAGGGAUUUACAGCUGCGACAUUUGUUGUGUUUGUGGAAGAGUUGCUCUUCAGAUCAUGGAUGCCUAAUGAGAUUGCUCUAGAUAUGGGAUACCAUCAAAGCAUUAUCAUUACAGGGCUCGUAUUUGCCUUGUUCCAGAGAUCCCUGAGAUCAAUUCCAGGGUUAUGGCUUCUGUCGUUGGGGCUCGCAGGGGCUCGUGAAAGAAGCCAAGGAAAUCUGAUUGUUCCAAUCGGGUUGCGAACAGGAAUGAUAGCAGCAAGCUUUAUACUACACACAGGUGGUUUCCUCACAUACAACCCGAGUUCCCCGGUUUGGAUCGCAGGGACUCGCCCGUUACAGCCUUUUAGCGGAGUGGUUGGUCUUGUGGUCUCUUUUGGGCUGGCACUCGUUCUUUAUCCAAGGCAUUCUCCAGAAACCAAGAUGCAAAAAUAUAAUUAAGAAGAAGAAGAAGAAGAAGAAGAAGCCAAACAAUAAGAGACGGGUUUUUGUGCUCAUGGCCUCUCUGUGAUUUGCAGAGUGAAAACGAAUUUACGGUGCGCUGAAGGAUACAAAAGGAGUAAGUAAAGAGUAAAUAAGGUGGGGACAGAAGAAGAGCUUCGGAUUCAGUCUUGUAAGUAGGAAGCGUAAGACCCCUUGUGUACAUCUUAUGUACCUAGUAGAGUAUAUAUAUAGUAUAUUAUUUAGAUACAAAGUAUCAUAACAAUGUAUACAUAAUAUAUAGAAGAAGUCUUUUGUAUAA